Molecule: messenger RNA, 561 nt
Organism: Dioscorea cayenensis subsp. rotundata (Guinea yam)
Lineage: Eukaryota; Viridiplantae; Streptophyta; Magnoliopsida; Dioscoreales; Dioscoreaceae
Product: 14 kDa proline-rich protein DC2.15-like
Exons: 3
Coding region: 1-561 (186 amino acids)
Source: RefSeq, a predicted model, not a curated record
AUGGUGUGGCGCAGUCCUGAGCUCGGCAUGGGAGGAAUGGCGAACCUUAAUGCUCGAGCAUGGCUGCGGCAUGGAGAUGAGCGCCAGAUGCGCAGUGUGGCUACAGGUGGUGUUAGUGACUCGCCGGUGAUCCCCCCUUUCACUGUUGCUUCUCCUUCUCCUCCUCGUAGCUCCUACAAUGGCGGCUGCGAGAGACAUCCAUUUGUGGUCUCUUCCUCAUCUUCAACCUUCUCUUCUUCACCUUUGGGACUAGCUAUUCCGGUGGUUACUCCUGCAGCAUCACCACCAAGCGGUGGCCAAUGCCCUCCGCUUGGUGCAUGUGUUACUCUGGUCGAUUACAUUCGCGAGUAUACGAAACUUGAAAGACCCCCUAUCGAACCAUGCUGCUCACUUAUUAAGGGUUUGCUAAACCAUGAAGUUGCGGAGUGUCUAUGCGCUGAACUUAAAGUCAAUGUCGAGGAAUCCAUCAUCAUUGACUUCGACGACGACCUUCAGUUAGUCUUCGACAACUGUGGCAUGCAAGCUCCUCCUGGGUUCCAUUGUUCUAUCGGACCUGUCUAG